Molecule: messenger RNA, 948 nt
Organism: Mucor velutinosus
Lineage: Eukaryota; Fungi; Mucoromycota; Mucoromycetes; Mucorales; Mucoraceae
Gene: LDB17
Product: pre-rRNA processing
Exons: 4
Coding region: 1-948 (315 amino acids)
Cellular component (GO): cytosol
Molecular function (GO): 3'-5'-DNA exonuclease activity
Source: RefSeq, a predicted model, not a curated record
AUGCAUCGUAGAAUGAUGAAGUUUAUUGACAUCGGCGCUAAUAUGACUGAUCCCAUGUACAGAGGGUUAUACCGUGGCAAACAAGCCCAUGCAGAUGAUCUUGCGCUUGUUCUAAAGCGUGCACGCGAAGGAGGCGUUGAGAGGAUCAUUAUUACAGGCACUAAUCUGGAGGAAUCAAAGGAAGCCAUUGAAGCCAUUCAGAGUAGUGAUGAAGCCAGGGGAUUCCUGUACUCGACUGUUGGUUGCCAUCCCACUCGCAGCUCUGAAUUCGAAAAGCAUAAAGAUGGACCACAGGCCUAUUACGAUGAGCUCUUGAACUUGGCUACUAGCUCUAAAAGUGUUGUAGCCAUUGGUGAAUGUGGGCUCGAUUACGAUCGUCUUCAUUUCUGCGAUAAAGAGACCCAGAAGAAAUACUUUGCUGUCCAGUUUGAUCUUGCUGAAAAGACCCAAUUGCCUAUGUUUUUACAUAAUCGCAAUACGGGUAACGAUUUCUUGGAGUUGGUAAAAGCUAAUCGUCAUAAAUUCAAGCAUGGCGUAGUGCACUCAUUCACAGGUAGUCUAGAAGAGAUGCAGAUGUUGGUUGACCUGGACCUAUACAUUGGCGUCAACGGAUGUUCCAUGAAGACUGCUGAAAACCUAGAGGUAGUUAAGGCUAUUCCUCAAGAUAAGUUGGUGAUUGAAACAGAUGCUCCUUGGUGUGAUAUUCGCCCUACGCAUGCCUCCUAUGCUCAUUUAAAGAAUGUGAGUUCUGACGAAAUGAAGGUAUACUCUCCUCCUAGCAAAAAGAAGGAAAAGUUUGAAAUGGGAUGCAUGGUCAAGAGCAGAAAUGAGCCUUGUACAUUGGGCCUCGUUUUGCACGCUGUUGCAUCAAUCCGUAAUAUGGAUCCAGUGGAACUGUCAGAGAUCAUUUGGAAGAAUACCUGUACCGUGUUUGAUACAUUAGAAUAG